GCGGCGGCGGCGCCCGCGCCGCGGCCUUGGCGCAGAGACCUGCGCUCAGCCGGCAGUACCCAUGGUGCUUCUCGGCAGAGCCAUGGCCUCUUUCCGCUUGGCCCUCAUCCAGCUUCAGGUGUCUUCCAUCAAGUCAGAGAACCUCACUCGAGCCUGUGGCCUCAUCCGGGAGGCAUCGAAGCAAGGAGCCCAGAUAGUCUCCCUGCCUGAAUGCUUUAAUUCUCCAUAUGGCACAAAAUAUUUUCCUGAAUAUGCAGAGAAAAUUCCUGGUGACUCCACACAGAAGCUUUCUGAAGUGGCAAAGGAGUGCAGCAUGUAUGUCAUUGGAGGGUCCAUUCCUGAAGAGGAUGCUGGGAGAUUGUAUAACACCUGUGCCGUGUUCGGGCCUGACGGAGCUCUGCUGGCGAGACACAGGAAGCUCCAUCUGUUUGACAUCGAUGUUCCUGGGAAGAUCACGUUUCAAGAAUCGGAAACCUUGAGUCCUGGUGACAGUUUCUCUGUCUUUGACACUCCUUACUGCAGGGUGGGCCUGGGCAUCUGCUAUGACAUCCGCUUCGCAGAGCUGGCGCAGAUCUACGCACAGAGAGGCUGCCAGCUGCUGGUGUAUCCUGGAGCUUUUAAUCUGACCACCGGGCCAGCCCACUGGGAGUUGCUUCAGCGAGGCCGGGCUGUUGAUAACCAGGUGUACGUGGCCACGGCAUCUCCUGCCCGGGACGAGAAAGCCUCUUACGUUGCCUGGGGGCACAGCACGGUGGUGAGUCCGUGGGGGGAGGUCCUCGCCAAAGCUGGCACUGAAGAAACGAUCGUGUAUGCAGAUAUAGACCUGAAGAAGUUGGCUGAAAUACGCCAGCAAAUCCCCAUUUUUAGCCAGAAGCGAUCAGACCUCUAUGCAGUGGAGGCCAAAAAAUCCUGAUGUUUCCAACAUGUCAUGAAACAGGAAGAUAUGUUUCUUCAUGAUAAUCAACAAUCUUAUGAAUUCUUUAAUGGAAUUUUUUUUUUUUUUUUUUCAAAUAAUUUCAGCCUUUUCCCUUCCUGGAAAGGGAAGUUCUGUUGGGAUGCUGGAGCUGAUGCUGGUAUUCUCCCCACCGUAUAAAACCGUCAAAAAGGACUCAGGCUGGCUUUGGAGAGCAGGAGGAGGAGUGGGGGGCGGCUCUAAAUCCUCCAUAUUCAAGUUGUCUCAAGCAGUUAUUAAAAUAUCAGAUCCUGGUAUCCUUGAUGGUUGAUCCACCUGAUACAAGUGUAUUUGUGUGGUGAACCUCUUAUCUGAUUGCUGGAGUUGGAAUACAUUAUGCAGAAACCGUG
Messenger RNA from Dama dama (fallow deer), 1302 nucleotides. It is a transcript of the gene NIT2, whose product is annotated as nitrilase family member 2. Gene Ontology annotation, cellular component: mitochondrion. The record is from RefSeq and is a predicted model, not a curated record. Gene Ontology annotation, molecular function: omega-amidase activity. The transcript is spliced from 10 exons. The coding region runs from base 62 to 913 and encodes 283 amino acids. Gene Ontology annotation, biological process: oxaloacetate metabolic process; L-glutamine metabolic process. NCBI's taxonomy places the organism in Eukaryota, Metazoa, Chordata, Mammalia, Artiodactyla, Cervidae.